This is a messenger RNA of Plasmodium gonderi, 480 nucleotides long. Its product is annotated as SUMO-conjugating enzyme UBC9. Gene Ontology annotation, cellular component: nucleus. Bases 1 to 480 code for a protein of 159 amino acids. The record is from RefSeq and is a predicted model, not a curated record. The transcript is spliced from 4 exons. Gene Ontology annotation, biological process: protein sumoylation. Gene Ontology annotation, molecular function: SUMO conjugating enzyme activity. NCBI's taxonomy places the organism in Eukaryota, Apicomplexa, Aconoidasida, Haemosporida, Plasmodiidae.
AUGUCUAUAGCUAAAAAGAGGUUAGCACAGGAAAGAGCAGAAUGGAGGAAAGAUCACCCCGCUGGUUUUUCUGCAAAAUAUAGCCCAAUGAAUGAUGGAAAAGGUCUGGAUAUUAUGAAAUGGAUUUGCAAAAUACCAGGAAAAAAGGGAGGUCUCUGGGAAGGAGGAGAAUUUCCACUGACCAUGGAAUUCACAGAAGAUUACCCUAGUAAACCCCCCAAGUGUAAAUUCACCACUGUAUUGUUUCAUCCGAACAUAUAUCCUUCAGGAACCGUAUGUUUGUCUAUCUUAAACGAAGAUGAGGACUGGAAGCCCUCCAUAACAAUAAAACAGAUUCUCUUAGGAAUUCAGGACUUGUUAGAUAAUCCUAAUCCUAAUUCGCCUGCACAGGCAGAACCAUUCCUUCUAUAUCAGCAAGAUAGGGACUCAUAUGAAAAAAAGGUUAAAAAACAGGCUAUGGAAUUUAGACCAAAGGACUAA